Anisakis simplex (herring worm) is the source of this 1245-nucleotide messenger RNA. The record is from the annotation of a GenBank genome assembly. Lineage: Eukaryota; Metazoa; Nematoda; Chromadorea; Rhabditida; Anisakidae.
AUGUGUGAAGCUGCUGUAGCGGUUGGCAUAGAUCUGGGUACAACAAGUAUCAAAGUGUGUGCGAUUGAUUCGAGUGAAACUGUUGUCGAAGAAAAGAGUGCAGUUCAUGAUGCAUGGAUCCAAAACGAUUCGCCUGACCGCAAAGAACAAUGUGCCGAGAAAAUAUUCGCCAAAGUGAUUGAACUUCUUCAGUCAAUGCGGCCAAAUCUGAAAUCCGUCAAAAAUAUCGUCAUAACGGGUCAAAUGCAUGGCAUUAUAUUAUGGAAUAACGAUUCAUUGGUUGCAGGUGAGUUCAGUUGUUCGCCACUAAUAACCUGGAUGGAUUCAAGAGUACCACAACAAUUUAUCGACUCAUUACCUAAGUGGGAAUACGGUGAUGUUCAUGCUGGUUACGGUAUUGUCACAUUGGCUUGGCUAUACCGUAAUUCGUUGCUUGAUCCCAAGUGGAAUUGUUGCGGUACGAAUGAAAUUGUACCAUUGGAUAUCUUACCAAAAAUAGUUCCCAAUGGAACAAUUGUGGGUAUUGUACGUCACAAUGGUUUUGGUUUGCCAACGAAUGCUAUGGUGUACGCUUCUCUAGGUGAUCUACAAGCCACUGUAUAUCCUCUGCUGACGAAUGAUUCUGCAGUACUCAAUUUGGGCACAUCGGCUCAAUUAUGUUUUCGUUAUAAUGGCGACCACCGUAAAUUCUUAAAAGAUCAUCUUUUAUUUGAGCCAUUUUUCGAUGAUUUCAAACUAAUAACUGCAGCCUCAAUGAACGGUGGCAAUGCUGUGCAUCUAUUAGCAGAGAAAAUACUGGAAUGGGCUUCAGCAUUAUCAGUUGAUCACAUUAUCAGUGAUCGUUUGACACUAGAUUUCGAGAAGUUUGAGCAGAUCCUCAACUCAUCAUCAAAACAGUCCUCACUGAUAAAUGUCGAGCCAACAUUUUACGAGGAACGCUCAGAGCAUUUGCCAUCCGUCAUAUCCGGGCUGAGAUCUGACACGUCAAUUGCAGAACUCUUGCAUGCCACAGCUAAAGGUGUGAUCGCAAAUUUGAAUCGUCUUCUGUCAACUGAAAUUCUUCACUCAAACGGGAUUACAAGACUGAUACUGGCCGGUAAUGCCAACAAAGAGCCAUAUUCAACGUAUAUCAAAGAAAUAUUCAAAGAUUUCGAGAUCUGCGCUUCAGAUCAAUCGAAAGCAUCGGCUGCCUAUGGUGCUGCUUUAUUUGCGUCCAGAAUGCCAGUGUUGCCCAAGAGUGAAUAA